This is a messenger RNA of Salmo salar (Atlantic salmon), 4709 nucleotides long. Its product is annotated as LIM domain kinase 2. The record is from RefSeq and is a predicted model, not a curated record. Lineage: Eukaryota; Metazoa; Chordata; Actinopteri; Salmoniformes; Salmonidae. Gene Ontology annotation, biological process: actin cytoskeleton organization; protein phosphorylation. Gene Ontology annotation, molecular function: protein serine/threonine kinase activity; protein binding; ATP binding. Gene Ontology annotation, cellular component: cytoplasm; nucleus.
GUAGCAAGGUGGUCAUUCCAUUUGUGAAAAUGGAACUAGAAUGUCCAUCAAGCAGGCCAGGGCGAUAAGACCUCAGACACUUAAGUGUUGCUGCUGCCGAUCCCUUCCGGUCUCCGUACAGGAAUUUCAACUGCAUGACGUCAUCCUGCCAACAAAAAUAAAUAACCGCGAAUGUAACACACACUGGAUCACUGUGAGAACUUUCUGGGAAAAAAAGAACAAAUAUCGACGACACAACAAUUAGAUGGAGGAGCUGGAAGGAACAGAUGGACGCCACUGUGCGGGUUGCGGGGGAACAAUUCAAGACACAUUCAAUGUGAAGGUUCUUCAAGGAACUUGGCACAACGCCUGUUUUCAGUGCUCGGAGUGCUGUGACCACCUGACCAACUGGUACUAUGAAAAGGAUGGCAAGCUGUACUGCCGUAAACACUACUGGGAGAAGUUUGGAGAGCUGUGUCACGGCUGUUCUCUGCUCAUGACUGGACCUGCCAUGGUGGCCGGAGAAUACAAGUAUCACCCAGAGUGCUUUGUGUGUCUGAGCUGCAAAGUGGUCAUCGAGGACAGGGACACCUAUGCUCUGGUAGAGCGCUCCAAACUGUACUGUGGGAAGUGCUAUAAGCUGGUAGUCCUGGCACCCGUGUUGGAGAAGCGUUCGGCCGACUCGUCCCUGGACUCUCUGCCUCACACGGUCACCCUCAUCUCCAUGCCCUCUGCCACCAACAGCAAGAGGGGCUUUUCUGUCUCUGUCAUAGGGGACGCAGCCAGCGGCUUAGCUAGCGUGCAAGUCAAAGAAGUCAGAGGGAUGCAUAUCAGCCCGGAAGUUCGGAAUGCCAUCCACGUUGGUGACAGGAUCCUGGAGAUCAACGGUCUUCCAGUGGGGACACUGAUGGAGGAAGAGGUGGAGGACCUCAUCCAUCGGACCAGUCAGACACUGCAGUUGCUCAUAGAGUAUGAUCCAGUCAGGCAGCGGUUGGACAGGCUCAGACUGGGGUCCUCGCAAAACCGCUUGGGGGUCCCCGCCACCUCCCGCAUGCGCCUGUCUUCGCCCUCUAACAGUGUCCUGGAGAGGACAGACGUGGUGGAUGACGGCACCCUAAAGAGGAGGUCUCUAAGGCGUAGCAACAGCAUCUGUAAGUCCCCUGGGCCAACCUCCCCUAAGGAACGCCCUAUCCUGACCCGGGACAUUGGGCGCUCCGAAUCCCUGCGCUCCUCCAGCAGCUGCUCCCAUCGCAUCUUCCGCCCCUGUGACCUCAUCCACGGAGAAGUGCUGGGCAAGGGCUUCUUCGGCCAGGCUAUCAAGGUAACCCACAAAGCCACUGGUGAGGUGAUGGUGAUGAAGGAGUUGAUUCGCUGUGAUGAGGAGACGCAGAAGACCUUUCUAAAGGAGGUCAAAGUGAUGAGGAGUCUGGAACAUCCCCACGUGUUGAAGUUCAUCGGCGUGCUAUACAAGGACAAGAGGCUGAAUUUAAUAACCGAGUUUAUUGAGGGAGGCACACUGAAGGAUUUCAUUAGAGACAUGGACCAGUUUCCAUGGGAGCAGAGGGUCAGUUUCGCAAAAGGCAUUGCUUCUGGAAUGGCUUACUUGCAUUCAAUGAGCAUCAUCCACAGAGAUCUUAACUCUCACAACUGCCUGGUGAAACUGGACAACACAGUGGUGGUGGCAGACUUCGGCCUAUCCCGGCUCAUGGUGGAGGAGGUCAAGCAACCGCCCCCUGAGAAACUGGUCAAUAAGAAGAGGGUGUUCAGGCGCAUUGACCGUAAGAAGCGCUACACGGUGGUGGGGAACCCCUACUGGAUGGCUCCAGAGAUGCUGAACGGUAAACGCUAUGAUGAAAAGGUGGACAUUUUCUCCUUUGGGAUUGUGCUUUGUGAGAUUAUUGGGCAGGUGAAUGCAGACCCAGAGUGCCUUCCCAGGACCUAUGACUUUGGCCUGAAUGUAGACAAGUUCAUGGAGAAGUUUCUCCCUGACAACUGCCCACCAGCUUUCUUCCCAUUGGCUGUGGCUUGUUGUGACCUCAUCCCUGAAAACAGGCCUGCCUUCCAGAAGCUGGAGGACUGUUUCGAGGCCCUGUUCCUUAACCAGGAGAUGGGCAUCCGUCUGCCAGCUGAACUGGAAGAGCUGCACCAGAAACUGUGUCGACUCCACCCUCCAAAAGAAAGCUCCUCGCUCCCAGCUCCCCAGAGCACAGUCCCAACACCAGCCCCAACACCAGCCCCUCCAGAGGAGUCCAGCCUGGCUGACAAUGGCACCUAGCAGACGCCUGCCCCUCUGGAUCCCCAAGCCCUCCCUCCAAGACCACAGCCUGGACUGCACUAACACAGCUGGAGGAGGAGUGGGGAAGACAAACCUAACUCAUGCCAUCUGGGAACUGGAUAACCUGAGCUAGCUGGACCAAGCUCCUCUCUCUCUGUGUGUUAUGUUGAUAUGGUCUGUAGUGGAUGUGUGUGAGUGACCAUACAGCUCUGAGAGCACCAAGGCACUGCAGUGUGUGUAGACUGGAGACAAGGGAGGAGACACAUUUCAAUGAGAAGUCUAGAGGCGUUGGUAUUUAUUUUUGUCCUGUUACAUUUUUUUAAAUCCUUUUUUUUUGCACACACCAGGACAUGCAGGGUUUUACACAUCUGUUUACCAUGCUAGCAGAUUCUGUUAUGUGGUUGGUUCUCUGCUCUCUCAAUGAUUCCUCAUUUUAUCGAGACAAUCUCUCCACAGCAUUUAAUAUACAUUUUUAUCUCGUCGGGUGGGUCUUAAGUUGUAGUGUGCUAUGUGUGGAUUGUGGAGAGAAGACUCGCUCGGCAGGCAGCAGCAGUGAAAAUAGAGAUGUCUGACAGACUAGCUGAUUGACGGAGUUAACCCAGGGCAGAGCAUUUGGAGUGAAGUUUGUUUACCAUCAGAAGGACAGAGGGGUAUCCUACGAAGCAGAUUUGAGUAGUUAGCGAGGUUACUUUGGUAAACUCUGAGUUCAACCCGGAAUAACCAGUCAUACGAAGGUGAUUCAUCUUUUAUCCAGGUAAAUUUCUAUGACAAUGAAUCCUUCAGAACUAACCUUCUCCGGGGCAGGCUAAUUCAGUUAACUCUGCUUACCCUGAAAUGACUGAGCCACGAGUUGAGGACUGCAUUGUCAUCCUUUUCAAUUGGAGGAAGACGACUGAUUAAAAUAUAUCACAUUACACAUUUAUUAUUGACAGAAUGCAUUUACAUUUUCCAGCACAGUACCACUUUUGUAUGACUUAAUGCAGUUAUUGUAUUGAUAGGAGUGGGGAAAGAAAGGCGGUUGUGCAUUGAUAAGCUCACCAAAGUCUGCAUUAACGAUAAGUAAUAAAUAUACCAUAGCCUGCUGAAUUUGCAAGAUAACUUUUAUUUUAGUUUGACUUCAGCACAAAUGAAGAUGGGGCACUGACUUGCCCAUGGAUCGAAGUUUUAGCAUUGUCUCAAUGAAGAGUUCGGCAUUCAACUAGCCAUGUGCAACAUGCACUCGCAGCUACAAGCCUGCUAGAGUUAGUGGCAGGCGGACAAGCAAUAUCCACCUUCAUAGUAUGGAUGAAGCCUGAGCUGGAAUGUGAAGCUAAGUAGAUUUAGCUUGCUUUGUAGGAUACCCCUCUGGUGUGAAGAGCACAGCAGGGACCAAACAAGCACUCUGAGGAGGCCACACACUGUCACACCAGUCAGAGAAAUAUGUGGAGCUGUGUCAAAGGAAUGUUAUGAGCUCACUGACCAAGAAAAUCCUCGUCAAACAGUGAUUCAACUUGAAAUGUGACCUUGAUCUUAGAGAACUUCCAUGCUUCACUGAUGGCAUCAGAUCCACUCUACAACCGUUAACAGUAAUCAUCCUUUAGUCUUAUUGUCAUUUGGUUUGUGGGGCAUCUACUAAUGUAAAGUUACUGUAGAGGGUGGACAUGGUAGUGUAUAGAUUUUCUUACAAUUAACAAAAUGUUUUUAAUCCACUAAAUUAACUCUGAAUUUGUUUUUGUCCAUGUGCACAUGGACAGAUUUAAAAUUGUAUUAUGAUUUGGGAAUUUGGAGCUGUUGACUGAUUCGGAGUUUGUUAUAGGAUGAAUAGUGUUUUUACAUGCAGCACACCUUUAGAACCAGACUGGUACCUGGUGCUUGUUGUUAAGGACCACUCAACACAGAGCUCUGUAUGCGCUCCAGAAUCUCAGCUCUGAUUGGACAGCAUGAACCUGGUGUGUACUCAAUAGAGCUCUGCUCUCAAAGGCAUUGUACAACUUACUAAAAAGGCUCUGUUUACACAGGCAACCCAAUUAUGAUAUUUUUCCCACAUUCGUCUUGACCAAUCACAUCAGGUAGCCUAGUGGUUAAGAGCGUUGGACCAGUAAGACAGCUGGUUCAAAUCCCUGAGCUGACUAGGUAAAAUCUGUCUGUGCCCUUGAACAAGGCAUUUAACCCUAAUUGCUCUGCUAAAUGUAUAUUUUUCAGAUCUGAUUGGUCAAAGGACAAAUUAGUGAAAUAUCUAAAUUAGGCUGCUUUUGUAAACCCUGACAAAGUGAACUGUAGUUAAAUAAAACUGGAUUUAUAUAUUUAAGUUGGCUGUAAGGAAUGUAUAUAUGCCUAAGGGAAUCAAGGAUUUGUAGAAUAUGGAGAUUAAAAUAAACAUGGUUUUGUAUGCUAGCAUAAUCUAAGGUACUGAUUUGUACACAUUGUAAUCACCAUGAUGUUGAAUGAAUAAAAUACAAUUUCUUUUUUGCUAAUA